This is a messenger RNA of Porites evermanni, 2335 nucleotides long. The record is from the annotation of a GenBank genome assembly. Lineage: Eukaryota; Metazoa; Cnidaria; Anthozoa; Scleractinia; Poritidae.
AUGACAGGAGCAUACAAUGUGUGCUGCAAUGUGUUCGUGUGGCUGUUUGGAUCGUAUUGGCAGUAUUGGUGCAACCGAGGGCCUGUAUUAGGAUUGCAACGCCUUAACCAAAGUAAGGAAGAAAUGGAACUUGUGUUGUGAGGAAAAUUAUUGCUAUUUUAGUAUUUCUUCUAAUUAUAGACGCAUUGUGCUAAGUUUGCACAAUUCAUUCUACAUUAAAAAAAGUAAAUUUGAGAUGUGGGGCGCUUACCUUUUGUAUGGAAAUUUCAGUGAAACAUUUCCGUCAAAUGGUACUGGUAUUUUUUUUGUCACCGAAAACAGGAACGGGAUUGAGUAGUAUCAUUUACAAAAUACCGGUAAAAUUUUCGCUUUCUCACGACAUGAAGCCUAGAACUAGUAAUCCAAACAAAUGGUACAGAAAAUUUCGGUCGUUCCGGUAAAAACGGGAAAAAGGUAAUAUCUCGAAAGGUAUUACUUUUUUUCCAGAAAACUUCCACCGGGAUGAACUGUUCCAUUUCAAUUCUCCCCGGAAUUUCCGGGUUUUCUAUACAAACUGGUAAGCACUCCUGAUCGUACUGAAGAAUAACGUAGAUAAUAGCAAUUAAGUUUCCCUGGCAACCUCCCUUUUGUUUAGCCAAAAUAUUGAGGCCACUAACAAGAUUUGCCGAAACAGAGGAUUAGAGUUAUCUACUGAUAAGGGCACGCCUCUGAACUCUGUUGGUGACUUUUAUCCUUUGUACGAAUUCGUAAAGACAGACCAAGGUUAUAGCGCCAGUUUUGCUUUGAAGAAUCGAUCAAAAGCAUGAUUAAGGAACAUUAUUUUGCUUUAAUAGUUUCUUGGCAAUAUAUACAAAAGACUAAAAGUAUUGACGGGGGAACCGAUAACAGGAACUACUUCCCUCAAUGAAGGAUUACCUAUUAAAGUAAACAUUGUUAGAAAAGGGAAUUCCUUCAGCGAACCACUCCUUCUAAAGGAAGCUUAAUUCUUCGUGUUUACUUAGUUGUAGCCUUGUGGCGACUUGAAUUGGCGCACAAACCUCUAGUAAAGCUUUUAAAUAUAUACGAUAACUGUAAAAAGAACAAUAAGUCGUAAUCCAUUAACCUAGUGCCUCGGUUACUGGACUUAAUAACUUUUGCUUGCCCUUCGAUAAAUUGAAUUCGGUAUUCUGUAUUCUGUUUUCGGUUUUCUUUAUUCUAGAGGGCGAAACUGAUACAAGCGAACGACAGGGAGGGGUAGUCUUGUUAGCUGAAAAAUUGGACCGGAAAAGGCUUGCCCUAAAAACCGUAGCCUGUACUAAUUCCCUUCCCCUUCCCUUUGGAACGCAUGCCACGCAGGCUAUAAAAACCACGUCAGCAGGACUAGUACAAAAGAAAAGGGGCUAGAAAUGUUAGAAACGAUCGCCAAGGUUUUUUUACAGCGUUAAUUAUAUACGGUGCCUGACUAGAAUCAGCUGUAGAAUGACUAAAUAAGUUCUGCGAUUGAUUUAACUAACUAGCAGAAAUGACCGGUCACGACGCCUGAAAUACCUGACAACACGCCUCACUACUGGAGAGUUCCCUGAAAAGGUCUCUUUCGGUUACAACGGAGCUCAAAGACAACCGACGCUAAUAAAUUAAGAGCAGUGUCAUCCUUGUAACACACAAGCACUUAACUUUUACAUCAAAGUGGACAGUUAAAAAAUCCUCACUUAGUUACAUUUAGUUUUAAAACACUUAACUUAGUCAAGUAUUUUAAGUACUUUUUCAAAUUUUACGGUGAUCGCUAAGUUGUUUUCUUUUCCCCGUUAGGGUUAAAUCGACACCAGAAUCAAGCUACGCUGCUUCGUGACCUUUCGAUGACUGAGCGAAUAGCUGUCGAAAACAAUGACUAUGGACACUAUGAUGAUGGUACGGCAUAGUAAGUUUGAUUAUAAAAAUACUAAAAGUAGGUCUGAAAUUAUCUAAAUAAAAAAUAUUAUAAAAAAGAAUUCUUAAUUUAUAAAAUCUACUGAUCUUUGGUUUUGUUUUACAGUUUACAUCCAACAUCAAUUUACAAUCGCUUUAAUCAAGUCAUGCUUCCUCGUCUGAGUAAUAUAUAUCCCGUUAAUUCCAAUAAGCGCCUCCUCCCUCCCCUUUCGGGAAUAAGCUGUCCUCCAAUCGACGGGCCAAAAUUUUAAGUGAUAUACUGUAUUUUUAUGCAGAAAAAAAAAAUACAUAUUAGAACCGCAAAUUAAAAAAUGCCCCCUUCAUUGCCUUGUUUCCUCUUGGAUAGGAUCAAAGUUGUAACAUAUCUGACAUAUGUUUACUGGAUACAUUUUCAGGGCCAUUUCCGUUUCAGUGCACUGACGCAAUCUAA